AUGAAUCACAAGGGCCAGACAGUGAAGGUUCUGGUUGAGAAACCAUCCAUGUCCAGUAUCGCAGCACAUUCGGCUACGCUCUCGCACCUAAGAGCGUACAGCCAUGUUCUACAGGCGUCCAGGGUGCUAUCGCAGACGGCGUCGUUAUUGGGAGGGAUGUUUGUUACCUUUUUUUCGCUGCUCAGCUUGGUGAAAGGGUACGUUGUGGACUCCCCGUCCUCGCCUGCGUUGUUUAAGGUGGCCUACGGGUAUCUGGCGGAAGGGGCGAAGAAGGUGGACGCCACGGUGAACCAGCUGUUGUUGAGCGACGGGAUCGACGCGUUUAUUCUGCAAUACGUGCUCCACAACGGAUCUCUUGGUAUGUGGACCGCGUACUUUGCGCUGGACUACACUGCUAACGUUUCUAACUACUUGAUCAGGGGAUUGGUGUUGAAGCCUCUGCAGCUUGUGCGCGACGGCGACGAGACGUCGUCUGCGGCCGCCGGGCGCUUUGCUGCCGUUGGCGCCACUCGCGGCGCCAACGGCAGCGGUGGCGCCGCCAAUGGAGACUACGCCGCGGGUGGCUACUCCACCCCCAGCUCCCAGGCUGACUCCGUGAAACUCAGCUCCGUCGGCUCCGAGCUGCCCCACGUCCGCGAACUGUCCAAUACCACCACUGCUCUGCGCAGGGAUAUCUCCGACAAAUACAUCGCUCCUACCAAGACCAUGAUCGAGUCCUACCUGGAGCCCACCAAGACCAAGAUAGAGGCGCAGUACAUCCACCCCAUCAACGAGCGCGUGGAGUCCACGAAAAACUUGAUCAACAACAAGUACGACGAGUUCGUGAAACCCACCUACGAGGCUGCCUACGAGACUGUCUCCAAGGCCUACGAGGGCAGGCUAAAUUCCUUUGAGAGCGUGCCUCGUGCUAUUGUUUCUACCGGGGUUGAUCUGGGUUCCAGGACUUUCGAAAAAAUAAAGUCUGUUACUCUGCACAACGAGGGUUCUGUGUCUACGGCCGAACUGACUGCUGUGGCCGAUGAGGUGAUUGUGAAUGGCGUCAAUGAGAACGAGGAGAUUGCUGCGGCCUGA
This is a messenger RNA of Eremothecium cymbalariae DBVPG#7215, 1071 nucleotides long. RefSeq names its product Pln1p (gene PLN1). Lineage: Eukaryota; Fungi; Ascomycota; Saccharomycetes; Saccharomycetales; Saccharomycetaceae. The transcript has a single exon. The coding region runs from base 1 to 1071 and encodes 356 amino acids. The record is from RefSeq and is a predicted model, not a curated record.